Molecule: messenger RNA, 6681 nt
Organism: Ictidomys tridecemlineatus (thirteen-lined ground squirrel)
Lineage: Eukaryota; Metazoa; Chordata; Mammalia; Rodentia; Sciuridae
Source: RefSeq, a predicted model, not a curated record
CGGGGCGGGGGGCAGAUCCCGAGCGUGGAAGGCGGCGGCGCGGGGCCAACAGUCGAGGCCAGCAGGUCCCUAAGUGCCACCAGCCACACCCGGCGCGACGCCCGCGUGCUGAGCCUUCCCCUUCAGCUAGAAAAAUGGCAGUGUUCAAGAAGUUAAAACUUCUUCUCUGGAAGAAUUUCAUCUUAAAGAAGCGGAGGAUUCUGAUGACAGUGCUUGAAAUCUUGAUGCCAUUACUAUUUUCUGCAGUUGUAUUGUAUCUUCGUUUUAAUAGUGUCCCAAGAAAAAGAGCUGCUACUAAUUACAGUGCAAUUGAUGUCAGUUCGCUGCCAGACUUCUUCCAUCAGUUUCCUGUGAAAAAUAAAUUUCAACUAGUUUAUAUCUCUUCCAAGAGUGAGACUUUGAAGGCUCUCACUGAAAUGGUGGAAGAUACUUUCGAUGUUGAGUUUGAAGUUCUAGGCUUUUCUUCCGUGCCUGUGUUUGAAAGUUACAUAAUUAAUGAUCCCAAAGCUUUCUACAUAUUGGUAGGAAUUGUUUUUGACCAUAACUUCAAUGACAGCAGGGAACCUUUGCCACUUGGGGUGAAGUAUAACUUGCGCUUCAGUUAUAUUCGGAGGAACUUUGCAUCAAUGAAGCAUACGUUUCUUCAAAAGGACUCCGAAGGCUGGUGCACAUCCUUUCUUUAUCCUCCUAACCUAAGCUAUGAACCCAGGGAAUUUGCAUUUACUGAUGGCGGAAUCCCUGGAUACUACAAAGAAGGCUUCCUGGGCAUACAGCAUGCUGUGGACAAAGCCAUUAUGCAUCACCAUGCUCGCAAUGCCUCAGCUGACAUGUUUGAGAGACUCAAUGUGCUCUUGCAGAGGUUCCCACAUGGGCCCCAUAUUCAGGACCGGUUCUUCCUGGUCCUUCAGAACGAGUUUCCACUGUUCCUCAUGCUCAGCUUUAUAUGCAUUGAGCUCAUCAUCAUUAAUACUAUCCUACUGGAGAAAGAGAGAAAACUGAAGGAAUAUAUGUAUAUGAUGGGAUUGAACAGCUGGCCGCACUGGGUUGCUUGGUUCAUCACAUUCUUCAUUUCUGUCUUCAUUGCUGUUUCUAUCAUGACCAUUCUCUUCUGCACAAAGGUGGAAAACAUGGCUGUGUUCAAGAAUAGUGAUCCUAGUUUGAUUUUUGUUUUUCUAAUGUGUUUUGCUGUUGCUACAAUUUUCUUUGCAUUCAUGAUCAGCACAUUCUUCCAAAGAGCACACGUUGGAACUGCCUCAGGAGGUAUCAUCUUCUUCUUCACCUACCUCCCCUACCUGUACCUCACUUUCAGCUAUCACCAGAGGAGCUACUUUGAAAAGAUAACCUUUUGUCUCUUCUCAAAUGUUGCCAUGGCAAUGGGAGUCCACUUCAUGUCCAUGUUUGAGGCAAAAGGCACAGGCAUCCAAUGGAAGAAUAUGGGCAGUAUCCGUGGAGAGUUUAGUUUCAUUCAGGUGAUGCUGAUGCUCCUGCUGGAUUCAUUAUUGUACUGUGUAAUAACCUGGUAUGUGGAAUCCGUUUUCCCAGGGAAGUUUGGGAUACCCAAGCCUUGGUACUUCUUUGCCAUGCCCUCCUACUGGCAUGGGAAGCCUAUUCCAGUUACACAUGCACUACUGGACAUGGGUGAUCCUAAUGAAACUCCAAAAAAGGAGUUCAUGCAGGAAGAGCCAACAGAUCUGAUAAGAGGAAUUGAAAUCCAGCAUCUAUGCAAGGUAUUUUACAGAAGAGGGAAUGCACACAUAGCAGUCAAAGAUCUGAGCAUGAAUCUGUACAGAGGUCAGAUCACUGUUCUUCUGGGACACAACGGAGCAGGAAAAACCACCACCUGCUCCAUGCUCACAGGUCUUAUUUCCCCUUCAAGUGGACAGGCAUAUAUCAAUGGAUAUGAGAUUUCAAAAGACAUGGUUCAAAUCAGGAAGAGCAUAGGCUGGUGCCCACAACACGAUAUCUUAUUUGAUAACUUCACAGUAGCAGAACAUCUUUUUUUUUAUGCUCAGUUGAAAGGCCUGUCUCAGCAGAAGUGCCCUGAAGAAGUCGAGCAGAUGCUGCACAUCCUCAAUCUGGAGGACAAGCGCAACUCACAGUCCAAGUUCCUGAGUGGAGGCAUGAAGCGCAAGCUGUCCAUCGGCAUCGCCCUCAUAGUAGGCUCCAAGGUGCUGAUGCUAGACGAGCCCACCUCAGGCAUGGACGCCAUCUCCAGGAGGGCCAUCUGGGACCUUCUUCAGCAGCAGAAGAGUGACCGCACCAUCCUCCUGACCACCCACUUCAUGGACGAGGCUGACCUGCUAGGGGACCGCAUUGCCAUCAUGGCCAAGGGGGAGCUGCAGUGCUGUGGGUCAUCACUGUUCCUCAAGCAGAAAUAUGGUGCAGGAUACUAUAUGACUUUACUGAGAAAUCCUUACUGUGACACAGAGAAGCUUUCUCAUCUUAUUUAUCAUCACAUACCAAAUGCAGUUUGGGAGUCCAGCGUUGGAGAAGAAUUAAUAUUUAUACUUCCUAAAGAGAGCAUUCACAGGUUUGAAUCUCUAUUUACUGACCUGGAAAUGAAGCAGACAGAGCUGGGAAUCACCAGCUUUGGGGCUUCUGUCACUACCAUGGAGGAAGUGUUCAUUAGGGUUUGUAUGAUGGCAGACUACAGUACAGAUAUUUCAGCCAAGAAGCAACCCUCUAUUCAUCCCUAUUCCCUGAUUAGCAGAGUUCCUGUUGAAAGAAUUAAAUAUCUUCAUUCAAGGAUCUUCUCAUUACAGACUGGUUUACCAAUCACACUAAACACUGGAUUCAGUCUUCUCUGCCAACAAUUCUACGCCAUGUUUCUGAAAAGGGUCAUAUAUUCUCGGCGCAACUGGAUGGUGAUGUUAUCUGUACAGAUCUUGGUGCCUCUGGUGAUCAUUAUAUUAAGCCUCACAUUCUUCAACUUUAAAAUGAGGAGCAUGGGAAGUGUACCCUUACAGUUGGCUCUAAAUACAUAUGGUCAGACUAUUGUUGCAUUCUUUGUUUCUCAGAAUUUCAAACUGGAUCCUCAACUUUCAGAUCAUUUUGCAAAUAUGCUUGUGGCUCAAGGACAGAUUCCUCUGAAAGUCCCAGGUCCUGUAGAGGAGUUUCUAUUGAAAAAGGCAGAAGCGGAACCCGAGGACUUUAAUAGGCUGUAUGUGGUAGCAGCUUCCUUUGAAGAUGUAGAUAACCACACCAUAGUGAGAGGGCUGUUCAACAACCAGGCGUACCAUUCCCCUGCCUUGGCUCUGACUCUGGUGGACAAUUAUCUCUUCAAGUUGCUUUCUGGUGCCAGGGCUUCCAUUACCGUUUCCAACCACCCUCAACCUCAGACAGCCAUGGAGUUCUCAGAGAAUGUCUUAUACCAGGGCCCUAAAGGACAUUAUCUUGUUAUCAACUUGCUUUUUGGAAUGGCUUUUCUAUCUAGCUCUUUUUCCAUGUUGACGGUCAGAGAGAGACGAAUUAAGGCCAAGCACAUUCAGUUCAUAAGUGGAGUUUACAUGGCUGCUUUCUGGUUCUCCGCUAUGCUGUGGGAUCUCCUGUCCUUCCUUGUCUGCACUCUGCUCCUGAUAGUGGUGUUUUUAUACUACAAGGAAGAAGCUUUUACACACCAUGAGAAUGUGCUGGCCAUGAUCUUGAUGUUGAUGCUGUAUAGCUGGGCUAUUAUCCCCUUCAUCUAUGUGAUCAGCUUCUCUUUUGACAGUGCUGGUAAUGCUUGUGUUAAGCUUGUCAUCAUGCUCACCUUCUUGAGCAUCGGCCCCAUUGUGCUCGUCUCAGUCACAGGUGAACAAGAGUUGGGCUACACAGAAAUCUCAGAGUCCUUGGAUCAUACUUUUCUAAUACUUCCAGGACACUGUCUGGGGAUGGCUUUUUCCAACUUGUAUUACAACUUUGAACUACAAAAGUUUUGUAAUUCCAAGAAUCUGAGCCAGAUUGAGUGCAAAGAAGUUUCAGAAGGACAUGUGGUUCAAAAGAACAUCUAUGCCUGGGAAUCCCUUGGGAUAGGGAAAUAUCUGGCAGCCUUGGCUAUCUCAGGACCUUUGUACAUCAUCCUCCUUUUUCUUGUUGAAACCAAAGUGUUCAGAAGACUGAAAGCUAGGAUUUCUAACUUCUUCCUGAAGCAAAAGUUGGCAAGAUUGCUCGCAGCAGCAUCAGUGCCUGAAGACCAAGAUGUAGAAGAGGAGGCAAAAACACUCAGGACUUAUUUGGAAACGUUGCGAAAGACAAAUCCACUAAUUGUUAAAGAAGUGUCGAAGGACUAUAUCAAGAAGGUACCCCUGCUGGCUGUGAACAAAGUAUCCUUCACUGUUCAAGCUAAAGAAUGCUUUGGUCUUCUUGGAAUUAAUGGAGCUGGAAAGACUUCUAUUUUCAAAAUGCUGACAGGACAGAAGCCCAUCACCUGUGGGAAUGCAUUUAUUAGGGGUCUUAGCAUCAGCUCUGACCUAGGGAAGGUCCGGCAGUGGAUUGGUUACUGUCCUCAGUUUGAUGCCUUGCUGAGCUUCAUGACAGGCCGAGAGACACUGGUCAUGUAUGCCCGGAUCCGGGGCAUCCCAGAGCGCCACAUCAGUUCCUGUGUGGACCAGAUUCUUGAGGACUUAGUCAUGUUCGUGUAUGCAGACAAGCUGGUAAAGACCUACAGCGGUGGUAACAAGCGCAAAUUGAGCACGGCUAUUGCCCUCAUUGGAGAUCCUGCCGUCUUCUUCCUGGAUGAGCCAUCCACUGGCAUGGACCCUGUGGCCCGGCGCCUGCUCUGGGGCACUGUGGGAAAGGCCCGCGAGUCUGGCAAAGCCAUUGUCAUCACCUCCCACAGCAUGGAGGAGUGUGAGGCUUUGUGCACCCGGCUGGCCAUCAUGGUGCAGGGUCAGUUCAAGUGCCUGGGAAGCCCACAGCACCUCAAGAGCAAGUUUGGCAGCGGCUACUCCCUGUGGGCCAAAGUCCGAAGGGAAGGGCAGCAAGAAGCACUGGAGGAGUUCAAGGCAUUUGUAGACCUGACCUUCCCAGGCAGUGUCCUAGAAGAUGAGCACCAAGGCAUGGUCCACUACCACCUGCCUGGCAAUGACCUCAGCUGGGGGAAGGUGUUUGGCAUUCUGGAGCAAGCCAAGAAGAAGUACCUGUUGGAGGACUACUCCGUUAACCAGAUCUCCUUGGAGGACAUCUUCCUGAACUUCGCCAGUCCUGUGCCCCCUACUCAAGGAACAAUCCAACAAGAACAAGCAGAGCCAGACAGGUCUUCAUCACCCUCACUACCUCGCCCUCAGCCUCGCUCACCUCCCUCUCAGCCUCUCUUGCCUUCUUCAUCACCUCCUUCUCAGCCUCCCCUUCAAUCUCCCUCAUCUCUUUCUCAGUGGCCCUCACUGCCUUCCUCAGAACCAGUCCUAUGGUAAUAAAGAUCCUAGUUCAGGUUAGCCAGAGUGUACAUUGCCUGCCAUGGUCACAAGGAGCUGCAAAGGCAGCCUUGCCCAGUGAGUUCAGCGCAAUGCCCUCCCCUAGAAUGCAGUACAUAGAGCAGAGUGAGGCCAUAGCUUCAGAAGCAUGAUGGAAAGCCCAGGAACAUCUCAGUGGCAAGGACUACCUGAGUCCCAUGUGUGUGACCUGUGGUCUCCUAGGGACCUAGCCAUGGAAGCAACUUCAGAGGAACACUUUGUUAUUAUUUACUUACUAUAGUACUGGGGAUUAAACCCAGGGUCUUGCACAUGCUAGGCAAGCAUUCUACCACUGAACUAUGUCCCCAGCCCCUGAAGAACACCUUGUGUAUCCUUUCGAAAAGGCAGUGGCCCCAGGAGUUAUACAGUGGCAACCAUGGCUCUGCUUGAUACUAGGUCUAUCUUCUGUGCCCUGUCAUUUGACUGUGUACCCUGUAGGCCCAGGUACAAUGCCCUUGCUCAUGGGUAAGAAGUCUGCAGGACUGAAGGAACAGCUCACCCAAGUCUUCACCCUCCCUUCUCCAGAAUCCCCUUCCCAGAUAGGUGGCCUCUGCAGCACACUUCUUCACAGGUAUACCAUAUCACCUGCGUACAUCCCAAGGCCUCAGGUGCAGUUAGGAUGGCUGCUAUCUGCUGAUAAUGGGCAAGGUUUGAAUGGAUGCAUGGAUAGUCCACACAGGUGUACACAGACCACUUGGCCAGCAGGAUAGAGCCAGAAAAGGGAGAGAGGAGUUGAACACUGACCUUGCUGGGCCUGGCUUCCCACGUGGUGCUACUUCCAGGGUAGAACUUGGAGAGUCCAUGUAUUCUAAAUUUAAACCUACCCUUCCAGGUUUUGAUGAUGCUAUUUUUCUUAAGAUAGGAGGCAACACUUUUGCCUAGUCUAAGUCACAAUUUUUCAAUAAAUAUUUGAAUGUGUGGGCAUUUAUUCUCUUCUCUGCUUCUGCAAAUGUUUGCAGUGAGUUUGCAUGUGAUCCUAUAUCAACCUGUGAAGUGCAUGUGCUUAUUGCCCCCUUUCUCAAAUGUGAAACAGACCUAAAGAUUUUCAAUUGGGGCUGGGGUUGUGCCUCAGCGGUAGAGCCCUCACCUAGCACGGGCAGGACCCAGGUUGGAUCCUCAGCACCACAUAAAAAUAAAGGCAUUGUGUUGUGUCUGUCUACCCCCCAAAAAAUAAAUAAAUAAAUAAAUAAAUAAAUGUUAAAAAAAAAAAAAAAAGAUUUUCAAUAACUUUCCAGCACCUCAUGCCAAGAUU